CGCUUUUAUUGACGUUGUCUUCACGCUCGCGAUCUCUGACAUCAGUUUCCAAGAACACUCGAGAUGAAGCUAGCUAUUGUUUUUCUUCUCUUUGCUCUGGUCGUUGUUCAAGACGUUGACGCAUGGCGAGGUCGUCGGUUCUUCAGAAGAAUUAAGAACGCGGUUAAAAGAGUUGUUGCCACGGUGACGAGAUGGGUGAAAGUUUGGAAUACAGCAAAGAAAGUCUGGGAAUAUGUCAAGGUAUCUGGGAAACGUGACGUCAACAGUCUCGACCUGAACGGUGAUGGUCACGUGGACAUAGACGAACUCAGCAAAAUGGUUGAUGAGCGAGAAGCACGAGACCUUAUAGAAUCAAUGUCUGAUUCUUCUGACCGUGUGCCAGUACAGGAGUUUGAGCGGUAUAUCCGUGAACUCAAUGAACUGACCGAAGAAGACAUACAUAGGCAAUUCGAACAGUGAGAGAAGUACAAUCCGUGAUCACUGCUGACAGAAAUGCGUUACAAUUAAAAUACACUGCACAUAA
Gigantopelta aegis is the source of this 523-nucleotide messenger RNA. RefSeq lists its product as uncharacterized. Lineage: Eukaryota; Metazoa; Mollusca; Gastropoda; Neomphalida; Peltospiridae. Bases 64 to 459 code for a protein of 131 amino acids. Gene Ontology annotation, molecular function: calcium ion binding. The transcript is spliced from 5 exons. The record is from RefSeq and is a predicted model, not a curated record.